CAUCUUCAAGAAGGCAAUAGCCAAGGCAAAACUAGAGCUAUUUCUACAAAUAUAACAGCUCUGCAACUUAUAGAAAUAUCUAAAGAAGAGAUCAAUAAUAGUAUGGAAAUUGAUAAAGAAAACCCAACAAUAGAUAUCAAAAGACAAAACUUAGCACUAAAUAAGGGUAGUCUAGGCAGAUUUCAAACUGA
Dentiscutata heterogama is the source of this 191-nucleotide messenger RNA. Lineage: Eukaryota; Fungi; Glomeromycota; Glomeromycetes; Diversisporales; Gigasporaceae. The record is from the annotation of a GenBank genome assembly.